AGUCCGCCCUCCCGCAGGGACUCGAUGCCCAGGCGGGGAGCAUGGCAGGGAGGCGGCCGCUGGGCUCCCGCGCCCUCUCCCUGCUCCGGUGGCUGGGGAUGCUGCUGCCGCCGCUGCUCCAGGUCGGGCAGGGCUGCCCGGGUCACUGCUACUGCUUCGCCACGCCGGAGCUGGACCAGUGCAGCUACGUGCGCCUGCAGGAGCCGCCGCGGGACCUGCCCCGCGGGGUGCGCAACCUCACCAUCGCGGGCGGCAACCUGACGGUGCUGCGCCGGGCGGCCUUCGCCGGCAACGGGAGCCGGCCGCUGGGCGACCUGAGCCAGCUGCUGCUGCCCCGCGACAACAUCCAGGCCAUCGAGGAUUGCGCCUUCCAGGGGUUGCCCGGCCUGACGGCGCUGGACCUCAGCCACAACCCGCUGCGCGCCCUGGCCGGCGGCGCCUUCCGCGGCUGCCCGCGGCUGCGCACCCUCAAGCUCAACCAGGCGCUGCUGCUGCUGGGCGAGGUGCCCGAGGAGCCGCUGGCCGGCGCCCUGCGCAACCUGAGCCUGCGGCGGCUGGAGCUGGCGGGCAACGGGCUGAGGGCGCUGCCGGGCGCCGCGCUGCCGGAGGGGCUGGAAGAGCUGGAUCUGCGGAACAACUCGCUGCAGGGGCUGAGCCCCGAGGAGCUGGCCCGGUUGGACUCAGCCCCGCUGGGCAGGCUCCAGCUCUACCUGGGCUCCAACCCGCUGCGCUGCGACUGCGCCCUGCGCCCGCUGCUGGGCUGGAUGCGCAACGCCAGUUGGAGGGUGGCGGACGCGCGCAGCCUGCGCUGCGCCACCCCCCGGGAGCUGAGCAGUUUGCCUGUGCUGCGCCUCCGCCUGGAGCAGCUGGGCUGCGGGGCCGGGCGGGAGCCAGGGCCCGAGGGGGCCGAUUGGGAGCCGCGGUCCGAGGAGGCCGGCGAGCAGAAGGAGCUGGAGACCGCCUCCUACGUGUUCUUCGGCAUCGUGCUGGCGCUGAUCGGGGUCAUCUUCCUCAUGGUGCUGUACCUCAACCGCAGGGGCAUCAAGCGCUGGCUCAACAACCUGCGGGAGGCCUGCCGGGACCAGAUGGAGGGCUACCACUACCGCUACGAGCAGGACACCGACCCGCGCAGGGCCAGCGCCAGCCCCUCGGGGCUCUGAGCCAGAGUGCGGGGGCCACCUCGACGCCAGAUAGCCCUGCCCGUAUGCAGGGAUCCCACCCGUCCAGACUAUG
Chelonoidis abingdonii (Abingdon island giant tortoise) is the source of this 1233-nucleotide messenger RNA. RefSeq names its product trophoblast glycoprotein like (gene TPBGL). Gene Ontology annotation, biological process: negative regulation of canonical Wnt signaling pathway. Gene Ontology annotation, molecular function: protein binding. NCBI's taxonomy places the organism in Eukaryota, Metazoa, Chordata, Testudines, Testudinidae. The record is from RefSeq and is a predicted model, not a curated record. Gene Ontology annotation, cellular component: plasma membrane.